GCUUAUGAUUUUGUAUAAUGAAUAUGCUUUUAGUAAAGGUUUUGGUAUUAGGGUUGGGAAAGGUCGGAAACGUCAAAACAGUGAACUUUAUACUAUGAAACGGUUCUUGUGUAGCUGCGAAGGGGUUAAAGAUGAAAAAAGGAAGAGAACAAGGUCUUAUGCUAGAUUGGAUACGCGUACUGGGUGUACUGCUUUUGUUCAGUUUUCUAUUGGUAAGGAUGGUGUGUGGACGGUUGUGAAUCAUAAUAUGAUUCAUAAUCAUGCUAUGGUUCCUCUAAAUAAGAGGCAUUUGAUAAGAUCACAAAGGAAGGUUAGUAAGGAGGCUCUUUACUUUAUGUCUACUUUAAAAGCUAGUGGUGUUAAAGUGUCUGAUACCUUGAGGGUUUUGAGGAAAGAAGUAGGCGGAUCUCCUAUGGUUGGUUUUACAGCUAGUGAUGCUUAUAAUGCUUUAUCACGUGCAAAAGCUAAUAAACUUGAAGGUCAUGACUGUCAUCAGUUAAUCAAGUAUUUUGCUCAGAGAAAUUCCAGUGAAGAAGGUUUUUAUUAUGACUUUGAGCUUAGUGAAGAAGAUGGACUUUUAAGUUUCUUUUGGCGUGAUGGUAGGAUGAAGAGAGAUUAUGAUUAUUUUGGGGAUUUAUUGGUUUUUGAUACUACUUAUAGGACCAAUAAAUAUGAUAUGAUUUGUGCUCCUUUUGUUGGUAUGAACCAUCAUGCUAAUAAUGUUAUGUUUGGAAUGGGUUUUGUUAUCAAUGAAAAAACAUAAUCUUUUAAUUGGCUUUUUCAAACUUUCCUUACAUCAAUGGGUGGAAAUCCUCCAAUAACCAUUAUGACAGACCAAGCUCCAUCCAUUGCUGCUGGGAUAAGGAAUGUUUUUCCAGAUACUAGACAUAGAUUAUGUACGUGGCAUAUUGGGGAGAAUUCAAAGAAGCAUAUUGGGCAGUAUAGAGCUUUAGAUGGUUUUUCUGACAUAUUCAAUUAUCUUCUGAAGUAUUGUGAAACUGCUGCUGAAUUUGAAUAUCAUUGGCCAAGAAUGUUGACUCACUAUAAAUGCGUUGAAAAUCCAUGGUUGAAGAAUUUAUAUACAAUCAGAGAGAUGUGGUGUCCUGCUUAUUCUAAGAACUAUUGGUCUGGUGGUGUGUUAUCAUCACAGC
Messenger RNA from Spinacia oleracea (spinach), 1151 nucleotides. RefSeq names its product protein FAR1-RELATED SEQUENCE 5-like. The record is from RefSeq and is a predicted model, not a curated record. Lineage: Eukaryota; Viridiplantae; Streptophyta; Magnoliopsida; Caryophyllales; Amaranthaceae. The transcript is spliced from 2 exons. Bases 5 to 763 code for a protein of 252 amino acids.